AUGGCCUUCCAACAGUCUGCAGCACCACGUCCCAUUGCCAUCAAUACAGCUCAAUCUCAAGUCUCAUCAUCCCAUGCACAACUGCGGACGACGGUAGAGGAUUCGCAAGAAUGGAUCCUCUUCACCCCUUCGAACGCGGAGUCCACGAUAACCGGAACGCAGACAAGUCACACUGCAGGUGUUUCUAGACUCAGCGAUCUAUCCCUCAACACAGCGGGUAGAUCGGAGAGGCUCGAGGAUGACGAGGAGGCAACCGAGGACGGUGAUCUCGAUAGCCUUGAUGAUGGACUACAUGCUUUCAGGGAACCGCCCUUGUAUCCGACCACGUCAAAUCAAACGCAAGGCCCUGUCUUACCGGCUCAUGAUGGGUUAGGGACCUUUCAGGCUUCGAGUGCGCCAGUCCUGGAACAGCUGUGGCAGCACGAAGCAUACAAUCCAAAGCGAAAGCAUGAUGGUCAGCAUCGCCGACCUUCGAGUAUACAGCGACGGCUUGAUACAAUCGAUGAGAUUGAGUUGCAAGCCAGCGAAGAGAAGAGGAUGCGGAUCGAGAAAUGGCGCAUGGAACAAAGUCAGGCGUUGAUGGACGAGGUGGAACGAGAAACUCGCAGAAGUUUGCGAAGAGGAUCCCGCCUAUCAAGCUACCAAGAGACUCUUGCGUCGGCGAACGAGGAUGUCCUUGGAUCGACACCAAGACAGAGCGACUACAUCUCGAGAACAGCAGGGGAGGCUGAAGAGUCGGAACCAUUCUGGCGACGAAUCACCAGAAAGUUCAUCCGCGAUGUUAUAGGCAUUGACGAACCCCUUCUGUCGGUGAUCUUUGGCGAAUCUCUUCCAGAGGAGGUUGAGAAUAUGCAGUCUUCCAGCAGUCCCCUUCCGACAAUUCCAGAGCAGAUGCCAGAAGGUGAUGUGGAUGAUCCUACAUGGAGGGACAGACUACUGCAACGCAUUGCAAGAGAGCUUGGAGUACUCGUGCAUCAACUAUCGCCACACCCCGGCGGGUUCACGAUCUACUCGCGGAGCCCUGACUACGCUGGAAUGCCAGUGAGCAUGCCCCAACCGAAACCUCGUGCAGUUGUACCCCCAUCGACUACGAACAGCCAGGUUAGAGAGACUAUUACAUCGACACUAAGUCCCAACUUCCCACCCACGGUCAGGGAUCCUGCCCAUGCUGAAAGCUGGGGUUUCGAAGAAGAUCCAGCCUCUAAUUCUUCACCGCUCGAUUCGUCCUUGAACCUUCAGCGCGAGAGGGAGUACUGGGAAAGAGAGCUUGACCUCAAGAUGGUAUUUAGGUAUCUGAGAGACAAGUUUGUCACACGACCGACUACUCAGCCGUCAGAGGCCGCCAACCAGAAGGUGGAAGAUGCGGCGACGCGAGCUGCCAUAAUCCGCCAGCACCAUCCGCUUGUCGCCCGGGCACAACGUUCUCCCGUAAGGCUUCGACGAGAAUCGCGAGCUAGCGUACGCAGACCUACCAGCAGUUGCGCAAGUGAAAGUGUCCGGAGCAGCAGGAAAGCCUCUCUGGUCAGGAGCGGUUCGAGUCGCAACUAUUGGGACAUUGGGGGCAGCGUUGGCAGUGGGAGUAUUCUGGCGAGUGGUGGUGCUUGGGGUGAAGUGUAG
Messenger RNA from Exophiala viscosa, 1617 nucleotides. RefSeq lists its product as uncharacterized. The transcript has a single exon. The coding region runs from base 1 to 1617 and encodes 538 amino acids. Lineage: Eukaryota; Fungi; Ascomycota; Eurotiomycetes; Chaetothyriales; Herpotrichiellaceae. The record is from RefSeq and is a predicted model, not a curated record.